UUGCCUCCUUGUCUCAGGAUCCCCGUGGAUUCUGCACCAACGGAACCCGCCCAGCCUGGAUCCCCCAGCAACCCUGGAGCAGCAGCCCAGAGCUGAGCAGAACCCCUGGGCCCCCCGGGCUCCCAAACCCCUCCGUGACUCCACCCAGAGCUCUUGGAAAGCCCAGAAAGCCAAACACCAAGGGCUCAGAGAUGCCAAUUACUGUUUCCUAGCAGCAAGGCCCUGACAUAGCCUCAUCGCUAGGCCCUCAGAGGGGGACCCAGUAGUUCUGACCAAUGGGAGGUUCUCUGCUCGAAGCCCAGACAAACCCAGUGGGAGCUGGCAGUUGGGGAGGGCAGAGGGGAGGAAGGGUUCCACAUGGUCGGUAUUCCCGCAGGCCACCGCUGGCCCCUCCUAUUGGCACAAAGAGUAGGCCCCGGGUUUCUGAAGGACAUUUUGGUUUUGCCUUUUUUCCUGCAGUUCGCCAUUCCUGCUCGAUCCAGCUGGGAAGGAUCAGAGACCGACAGCUUUCUAAGCCCAAACGGGAAUGGGGAUCUCCAGUCAGGAGGCUGGACUGGGGAAAUCAGGAGACUAUCCGCAGUGUGUCGGCAAGUGCCCUGAGGGCAGGUCUCUCAGAGCGCCUCGAGUUCUUGGCCAGACCUAAGAAGGUUCACAGCUCUCUCUGCAGGCCCAAAUACCUCUACAGCUGUGGGAGGGAAUCUUCAAUCUGGAAAUACCCACCCGGAGUGACUUUUAGUUACCCUUCAGAGCGGAUCUUGAAGUUGGCAGAACCCAAAAGAGUUCACGAAUCCUACUUGAAACUAAGGCCCCGGAGCUCCCCCGAAUGGCCUGUGAGCAGGGCCGCACUUACAUGUGAGGCUUCGGAGCAUCUGAAGAGACUUUCGCAAGCCAAAUUGCAGCACCAGGACUACUGCCCACCUCGGACGGUUGAGACUCAGAUCCCAAGAACAGCCCUGAGGGCUCAGGCUUCCCAGCGACUGACCAGUCUUUCCCAGCCAAAGGUGAAGAGCGAAUCUCUGGUUUUGGACCUGGGGAGAAAGGAAGAGCCGAUCCGCUGGGUGUCCAAGACGGCCAGGGAAGCAAAACCAACUCCCCGGACUAUCAAGCUUGCCCAAGCCAGGCCCCUGCCCGACGGGUACCUGCCGAUCCGGGAUGCCCAGUGGCUGGUUUCUCCUGCUGCCAUGCGUGCCUUCGCGUCUCCUCGGACGGUCCAGUUAUCUGCUCCCAUCCGGAGGGCAUCCGCAAAUCUUGUUCACUUCAAUCCAGAAGCCUUUUCCGUGAAGGAAAAUGCUAAAAAAGCAGUGUGUUCUCAAAGAAUCCGGGAGCUGGCCCAGCCUGUCAAGCGGUGAAUCCCACAGGCUUGAUUCUCUAGGACUUCUCAGCCCUUCAGCGUCAGGGAUUCCCCAGACACCUCGAGGGUCCCGGGCGGCCCAAGGCCACUGUCCAGAAGGAGUCAGUCCAGGGCCAUUAAACUGCUGCCGAUGCUUCUUUCAAACCUUUA
Molecule: messenger RNA, 1501 nt
Organism: Ornithorhynchus anatinus (platypus)
Lineage: Eukaryota; Metazoa; Chordata; Mammalia; Monotremata; Ornithorhynchidae
Gene: SPMAP2L
Product: theg spermatid protein like
Exons: 8
Coding region: 276-1349 (357 amino acids)
Source: RefSeq, a predicted model, not a curated record